AUGAGCUUCGGCUCGGAGCACUACCUGUGCGCCUCCUCCUACCGCAAGGUGUUUGGAGAUGGCUCUCGCCUAUCCUCGCGCCUCUCCAGCGCCGGUGGCGCGGGUAGCUUCCGCUCGCAGUCGCUGUCCCGCUGCAAUGUCGCCUCCUCGGCCGCCUGCUCCUCGGCCUCGUCGCUCGGCCUGGGCCUAGCCUACCGCCGGGCCCCGGCAUCCGACGGGCUGGACCUGAGUCAGGCGGCGGCACGCACCAAUGAGUACAAGAUUAUCCGCACCAACGAGAAGGAGCAGCUGCAGGGCCUCAACGACCGCUUCGCUGUGUUCAUCGAGAAGGUGCACCAGCUGGAGACGCAGAACCGCGCGCUCGAGGCCGAACUGGCCGCGCUGCGACAGCGCCACGCUGAGCCGUCGCGCGUCGGCGAGCUCUUCCAGCGCGAGCUGCGCGACCUGCGCGCGCAGCUGGAGGAGGCGAGCUCGGCGCGCGCGCAGGCCCUGCUGGAGCGCGACGGGCUGGCCGAGGAGGUGCAGCGGCUUCGGGCGCGCUGCGAGGAAGAGAGCCGAGGGCGCGAAGGCGCGGAGCGCGCCCUGAAGGCGCAGCAGCGCGACGUGGACGGCGCCACGCUGGCCCGCCUGGACCUGGAGAAGAAGGUGGAGUCGCUGCUGGACGAGCUGGCCUUCGUGCGCCAGGUGCACGACGAGGAGGUGGCCGAGCUGCUGGCCACGCUGCAGGCGUCGUCGCAGGCCGCGGCCGAGGUGGACGUGGCUGUGGCCAAACCAGACCUGAGUUCGGCGUUGAGGGAGAUCCGCGCCCAGUAUGAGUCCCUGGCUGCCAAGAACCUCCAGUCAGCUGAGGAGUGGUACAAGUCCAAGUUUGCCAACCUGAAUGAGCAGGCAGCGCGCAGCACCGAGGCCAUCCGGGCAAGCCGUGAGGAGAUUCACGAGUACCGGCGCCAGCUGCAGGCCCGCACCAUCGAGAUUGAGGGGCUGCGUGGGGCCAAUGAGUCCCUGGAGAGGCAGAUCCUGGAGCUGGAGGAGCGGCACAGUGCAGAGGUGGCUAGCUACCAGGAUAGCAUCGGGCAGCUGGAGAAUGAUCUGAGGAACACCAAGAGUGAGAUGGCUCGCCACCUUCGGGAAUACCAGGACUUGCUCAAUGUCAAAAUGGCUCUUGAUAUUGAGAUUGCCGCUUACAGGAAACUGCUGGAAGGCGAAGAGACACGUUUUAGCACCAGUGGAUUAAGCAUUUCAGGGCUGAAUCCACCUCCCAAUCCAGGUUAUCUGCUCCCACCUAGAAUCCUCAGUUCUACAACCUCCAAAGUCUCAUCCACUGGGCUGUCUCUUAAGAAAGAGGAGGAGGAGGAGGAAGAGGCUUCUAAGGUGGCCUCUAAGAAAACCUCCCAGAUAGGAGAAAGUUUUGAAGAAAUACUGGAGGAGACGGUCAUAUCUACUAAGAAAACCGAGAAAUUGAAUAUAGAAGAAAGUACCACUUCAAGCCAAAAAAUUUAAUUCUGUUGCUUUAAUAAGGUUAAUGCUUAAGAGGGGAUAAUAUGCAUUUGACUUGUUAAAGAGCCUAUUCCUGAACCAAAACACCUGUCACCACUAUAAAAUGUCUUCAAGGUUUCAGUCUCCUAUUUAGCAUUGAAUCCUUACUUUCUCUAAUAAGAAAAGCACCCCUUAGGUUGGAGCAAGCUGCAGUCCUAGCACAACCACAGAGGAGUUAUCUAAGAAUUCCGCUUUCUCACCUAAAGCUCAGGCUUCACAGCAUUAGAUGAUUCAGGUACAGAGGAAGUACAAAUCAAGGUGCUAAAUCUGUGAUCAUCGUCAUUUGCUGUGAAUUGAAAUUAAAACCUGUAUUUGCUCGCUAUACUCAGACAUUACCCCGCUAUAUAGUCUCACUCUAGGUACAUAAAACAUAAGAUCACUGCCAAAGGUAAACCAAUGGUCCACAUCCAACACCAUUCUGACAAAACGGCUUCACAAGUGAUAGGUGUUUGUUUAACGGACACUUCCUCCCACUUCUCACAAUUCCUUGUAUCCUUUCUUCCAUUCAGGAAAAAAAAAAAAAAAAAAAAAAAAGAGGCUAGUGUAGUAUUCUUCCCCCUUAAACACAUUUAGGUUCUUCUCAAAAGAACUUACCCCCUUUAGCUCUCUCUGUUCAAUGGGUAAAAUUAGAUGCAUGUUGACCAUUUCUGUGAUUCGUGGAAUGACUUCUCCCUACCCAUUUCAUGUCCUUCCAAUUCUGUAAGGAAAAAAGAAAAAAGAAAAAAAAAAGCAGUGAUAAGUUUUAAGGGUCACCCCAACAAAUACAAUAAUGAAAGGAGUCCCUAGAUUUUAGGCUUUCAGCUUAUUCAAAUCCAUUUAAUUAGGGGAGGGAAAAAGUACCUUAUUCAGAAUGUAGCUGUUCACUUUAACUUUAGAAACACACUAAUUGUGUCCCAAGCUGUGAUUAAGCUGACCUUAGAUUUAGUAGUAUAAGCUAGAAGAGGUGAGUAUUUGUGUGGAUGGGAAAAGCCAAGGUCUCAUUGCUCUGUGUCAGUUCAUUUGUGGUGAUCUAGAAUUAGCUCUUUCGUACCCUGACCCUUAGAACCCACUUACCCCCUUUUCCACAGUCUAGGUCCUAACAAGGCCUUGCUUUUACUCUCCUAUGCCUUUUAAGAGCGCUAAGUGUAAUUAUAUUAUCCCCAGAAACCAUGCUACUGCCCAAAAGUAAAAGAAGUCACCUCUGGUCAAUCAACACCACCGGCAAACAUGAAAAAGAAAUCUUUCUCUUGUCUUAAUAAAAGAGUCCUGCCCAACAGUUUUCCCAUUGCUGCAUGGUUGGUGGGGUCUCCCUUCCCUACUGGAGAGGCAGCGACGCCCAGACUAGAGAAGGGGUACAUAUGCUCCUACUCACGUGCUAGGAAGUACAUUCUGGAGAGUCAGCUUUUCAUCUGCCCAACUGUGUAGCAGCUGCAUUGCCCAGUCUUCCACGUACAUGUGCCAAGUUUGAUGUCGGGUUAAUUCUCUGUCUGCAUUCACUUCCACCAGACCUAAAGAGUUGCCAGGUCUCUGUCACACAUCUCCAUUCACAACAGAUAGGGCGUGAUGCUUUUACUAAACUUUCUUAUCCUAGGACGUGCUGCAAUGGUUCAAGGAACUGGAAAGAUGCUUUCUCUUCUUCCUUUCCCUCACUCCAUCCCUGUCUUUACUCCUCAGACUUCCUGUAAAACAUUAGUAAGAUAAGAAUUAAAAGUCACACGAAUCCCACCAACA
Messenger RNA from Leopardus geoffroyi (Geoffroy's cat), 3246 nucleotides. It is a transcript of the gene INA, whose product is annotated as internexin neuronal intermediate filament protein alpha. Gene Ontology annotation, biological process: intermediate filament organization. Gene Ontology annotation, cellular component: postsynaptic intermediate filament cytoskeleton; intermediate filament; cytoplasm. The transcript has 3 exons. Gene Ontology annotation, molecular function: structural constituent of postsynaptic intermediate filament cytoskeleton. The record is from RefSeq and is a predicted model, not a curated record. The coding region runs from base 1 to 1500 and encodes 499 amino acids. Lineage: Eukaryota; Metazoa; Chordata; Mammalia; Carnivora; Felidae.